AAUCCUUCAUAAUACUCUCUCUCUCUCUCUCUCUCUCUCUCUCUCUGUGUAAAAACUUUGAAUUUUGGGUUUCAAGUUCUUCAAAUUUUCUUUUAGAUUGAAAUCUCUUGAUGCCAUGGGGCUCGGGGACACCGUGGAGAAGAUGCAGCUCCGUAAGGAUUAUCGGAAUUAUUGGCACACGGAUUUGCUGAACGCUGUCAAGGCCGAUUUUCCUUAUUGUUGUUUUGCAUGCUUUUGUGGACCUUGUGCUUCUUACAUGCUGCGCAAACGAGCAAUUUAUAAUGAUAUGUCAAGGUACACCUGCUGCGGUGGUUACAUGCCAUGUAGUGGUAAAUGUGGAGAAAGUAAAUGCCCCACAUUUUGCCUUUGGACAGAGGUCUUUCUCUGCUUUCCAAACUCAGUCGCUUCGACACGCUUUAUGUUGCAAGAUGAAUUCAACUUGCAGACAACCAAAUGCGAUAAUUGCAUAAUUGGAUUUAUGAUCUGCCUCGACCAAAUUGCUUGCAUAUUUUCCUGUAUUGCUGCUAUAUCCGGAAACGAUGAGCUUGAAGAUGCUGCGCAAGCAUUGUCUUUUUGUUCUGACCUUGUUUAUUGCUCGGUUUGUGCUUGUCUUCAGACCCAACACCAUGUAGAAUUGGAUAAAAGAGAUGGAAAGCUUGGUACGCAAGCAAUCAUGGCGGUUCCUCCGACGCAACAAAUGACACGAAUGGAUCAGCAAAUGCCUCAUUCACCGGGAUCGUAUUCACCUCACGCUCAACCGCAAUAUGGACAAUAUCCAGGAUAUCCACCUUAUCCCCCUCAAGCUCCAGGUUAUCCUCCUGCUGGAUAUCCUCCACCAGGAUAUCCUCCUGCUGGAUAUCCUCCUCCAGGUUAUCCAAAUGCUGGAUAUCCUCCUCAUCCUUAUCCUCCUCCUCCUCAAACAUAUACUAAUGAUCAAUAUCCUCCACAUCCUACACAUUCUAACGAUGUAUAUCCUCCUCCUCCCUCACAUUCUAACGAUGGGUAUCCUCCUCCCAAUCCUCCUCCCAAUCCUCCUCCUGCUAACCAACCCAAGUGAUAAAUUUGGAUAAAUGUUAAUACAUACUUAGAGAAUAUAUUAUCCACAAUUUUUUUUUCUUUUUUCAUUGUAUGUUGAUUAAUUAGACAGAUUCUUUUAUUUAUAGGUUAUAUUGUGUUGUUGAUUGCUCAAGGAACCUUAUGCAGAUAACUUAGUUUUGUUGUCACA
This is a messenger RNA of Ziziphus jujuba (common jujube), 1225 nucleotides long. Its product is annotated as leucine-rich repeat extensin-like protein 2. The record is from RefSeq and is a predicted model, not a curated record. Lineage: Eukaryota; Viridiplantae; Streptophyta; Magnoliopsida; Rosales; Rhamnaceae. The coding region runs from base 116 to 1057 and encodes 313 amino acids. The transcript has 8 exons.